GGGGGAAGAGUUUCGAGCCGCGUAGUUUUACAGGAGCCUCGAGGAGGUUGAGGGAGGCGAACUGAAAAGUGGCCUUUUCUGUCCCUUCCCCCUUGUACUGUGGUCGGGUAGAUGGACAAGGUGACAAUUGUGAAUGUUGCUUCAUGACAAAAAAGACUUUUAUUCUAUUGAUUCAGUAUAAAUCCUGAGUUGCCUCUGCUGUAUGGAGCAAUGUUGAGAUUCCAAGAAGUAGUUAAGCCGGGUACUCCUCUAACACCUGUUUCUACCUGUACAAAGACAUUGAUUUCAGGACGAUAUACUAUUCAACAAAAACUCGGACGUGGAAGCUUUGGAACUGUCUAUUUGGUUUUUGACAAAAGAGCAAAAGGAGAAGAAGAACAAUUGAAGGUUUUGAAAGAGAUCUCUGUGGGAGACCUCAAGCCCAAUGAAACUGUAGAAGCAAACUUAGAGGCACAGUUGCUGUCCAAGCUAGACCAUCCAGCCAUUGUCAAGUUUUACACCAGCUUUAUAGAGGGAGAAAGUUUUUGUAUCAUCACGGAAUACUGUGAGGGUCGAGACCUCGACUUUAAAAUUCAAGAGUACAAAGAAGCUGGCAAAGUAUUUCCUGAAAGCCAAAUAGUCGAGUGGUUUAUACAGUUGUUACUUGGAGUCAGCUACAUGCAUGAAAGGCGAAUACUUCAUAGAGAUUUGAAAGCUAAGAAUAUAUUUUUGAAAAAUAAUGUUGUUAAAAUUGGAGACUUUGGAGUUUCUCGUCUCUUGAUGGGUUCCUGUGACUUAGCAACUACUUUUACUGGGACACCUUUCUACAUGAGCCCGGAGGCACUGCAACACCAGGGCUAUGACACAAAAUCAGAUAUUUGGUCACUUGGAUGCAUUUUGUAUGAGAUGUGCUGUUUGGAUCAUGCAUUUAGUGGUCACAAUUUUUUGUCCAUCGUACUCAAAAUUGUGGAGGAUGAAACACCCUCUCUUCCAGACACAUAUCCAGGAGAACUUGAUGCAGUACUAAACUGUAUGCUGAGCAAGGAUCCAUCACGGAGGCCAGCAGCAGCAGAGAUUCUAAGAAUUCCAUGGAUACAUGAUCAAUUGCAGAGUAUGAAGUGUAAAUUCGCAAAUAUAAAUGUGAAGGACCAGGUGGUUAAUUCUCAAGAAGAGGCUGCUCAUAUAAUGAGUGCUGUGCAGAAAAGGGUACAUCUACAAACUCUGAGGGCCCUAUCAGAAGUUCAGAAAAUGACACCACGUGAACGGAUGAGGCUGCGGAAGCUAACCAUUGCUGAUGAGACAGCAAAGAAACUGAAACAGUUGGCUGAAGAAAAAUAUCAAGAAAAUCUUAAAAGAAUGCAAGAGCUUAGAUUCCGUAACUUUCAUCAAGCAAAUAUAGAUGUGCUCCAUCAAUCUGAUCAACAGAUUAAGGAGCACUGGAUUAAGUCUCAGCCUGUCACUACAUUCGACUAUUUGUCCAUAGGACACAAUGAUCAAAGUGACAGUGAUACAGCAGGCAGACUCUGUAUUUCUGCUCCAGCGGACCAUGAGAUCCCAGAAGAUCCACUCAUUGCAGAAGAGUAUUAUAAUGAUGUCUUUGAUUCAUGCUCUGAAACAAGUGAGGAGGAGGCAGAGGGAGAAGGAAGAGAAGAAGGAACAGGAAGAGGAGGAGGAGGAGAGACUAUAUCACAGAAUAUAUCACAGACUGUCUAUAAAACAAAUCAGCAGGACAGUGACGUUGAAGCAAUGGUCCAAUGUAUGGAGAACAUCCUACACACCAGCACUUUGGGUACUGGAACUGUCACCAGAGUGACUCCACGGGGACACGAGGGAUCAAGAGUUCUCAACAACACCAUGGCGGCAAGCAAGCUGAGGCGUAUGAGGGAGUCAGCCAUUCAAAAAUUGGGAACAGAAAUCUUUGAAAAGGUUUAUAAGUUCCUCCGGCAAGCUAGACGAGGAAAUGCAAGUGAAGAUGAAAUCAAAGAUUAUCUGGAGAAAAUGGGGUCCCCAGCAAGUGACUGUUUUGAAGUAGAUCAGCUUAUCUAUUUUGAAGAUCAGCUACAGGAUUCAGAAGGUUCUGCAGUGUGAUAUAUAUCCCAAAACAGGUUAAUAUGAAUUCUCUGAAAGCAACAAAAAGGGGACUCUUCAACUGGGCAAGCAGGCAUCAAGCUAUAUGUUUGGAAAAACAGGUAGCAUGAGAUACUGUUGGACAGCCAUUUUGUUAUCUUACUAAAUGAGAUAAACAGCAUCCUUUUUAAACUUACAGAUGAAGUCAGUAGGAGUUUUUGACUGAGUCCUAUAGAAGCACUGUUGCAUUUAGAUCAUACUUUCCUUGAAAAGUUUUUGAUUAUGACUGUCGAUCAUAUAUAUGCAUUUUUCAUUUAUUUUUUAGAAGACAUGGGAACGUUCACUAGCCCAACCUUUACCCAAGUUUCAAAGUGAUGUGCAAGAAUGAGCAUUAUGGAUGAGGUGGAGGAAAAACACAGGAGGAAGAGGGAAUAAAAUAAUUUUGGUUUACUCCCAUCAGCCAAAGAUAAAGUGGGAGAAUUUAGUAUAAAUGAAGGUAAAGAAAUCUAUUUUAUGGUGACAGCAGUGCUUCCUGAAUGGACAUUUCUCAUAUUCUGUCCUAGCUUUGUUUUCCUGUCAGCAACAUCACAUAGCCAGAUAGGAUUGCCUGGCCUCAUUAUGACCAGCACUCUUACAGAAGACAGGGGACUAUAUAUUUUUUAAAAAAACUGUGGGAUUGCUACAAACAAUCAGGACUACAAAAAAGUUCAUAUUGGGGCAAAUUGCUCUUGUUGCCUGAUACUGUCUGACUAUUGGAGAAGGAGGGCAUGUGGAGUCAGGAGAGAAGGUUGCCUGAUUGUGCAUCAGGACUGGAACACCUUCUCACAGCAAUUACUCCAUCCAAAAUUAAUUUUUCCAAAAAAAUAUGAAAAAGGUGGAAGUCAAUAGCUGUGGUGCAAUUCUCAGUUGAGUCAAUGGCUUUAUCUGUUUGAAGCUUGCCCAUGGACAUAUCUGAUACUGUAUCUUCUUAUGUGAGUGAGAGGGUGCCCCCUGUGAGCUGAGACAGCUACUGUUUGGAGGGGAACCACCAGAACCGCCCCCCUCAAAACCGUAACUCUACAGAUGCCAGAAGAGACCUUUCCUGGUCCAGCUGGCCCUGGAUGCUUCCCUCAUCAUCUCCAAGCCCAGGAUCCUGCAUAAAUAGAGAGUUCUGUUUCACAGGUGUCAUACUGGAUCAUAGCCAGUGUUAACAAAGCUACCUCUCCAUCAUGACUCAGCUCUAGUAAAACAUCUUUUUCUUGUUGUUUUUCUUGUUGUUUUCCAGUAAAAAAACAAAUGAAUCUUUCGUUUCCUAUCAGUGUGGUCAUGCUCUAUCCAGAAAUCACCACGUCUCUGUAUUGUAGAGAACACCCUUGUUAUCAGUACAUAGCAAAGUAAAGCAUAAAAAUGUUGGAGCACUUAUACAAAUUUUGUUAGAUUUCAUUUAGUUUUACUUCAAAUCAGCACUGUUCCCUCAGCUUUUCUUGGUGCUGAAAGCCCCUGGUGCUGCAGCUUCAUUGCUGACUAAGCUGGUUGCAAUCCAUUG
Molecule: messenger RNA, 3571 nt
Organism: Pogona vitticeps (central bearded dragon)
Lineage: Eukaryota; Metazoa; Chordata; Lepidosauria; Squamata; Agamidae
Gene: NEK11
Product: NIMA related kinase 11
Biological process (GO): protein phosphorylation
Molecular function (GO): protein kinase activity; ATP binding
Source: RefSeq, a predicted model, not a curated record